AUGUUUGAUGCAAGAACUGAAACUCUAUCAAAUGAGACAAGUUAUUUUACUAUAUUUGAUAUCCAUCGUGUGGACAUUGAUUUUGGUUGUAUUAAUAUCCAGAAGCAACCUUCUAUAAAGCAUCCUUUAUUAAAAAAUCAUAAAAUCCAGCUUUAUCCAACCUUUACAAGAAACAUUGUGCAAAAAAGACCAUCUUAUGAUCUUAUGAUGUCGAUCACCCUCGAUACAAAUCAAACUACGACAUUUCAUGGAGGAUAUGCAUACGUUGGUGCAUAUAAUUUACAGCUUAAAGGAAAACAAUAUAGUUUAUCUGGAAUUUUGGUUGAGAGUGGUCAACCAUCUAAUUUAAAUAGCAUAUUUGAUGGCAUCAGGGUUAUGCCAAACUUAUAUAGAGAUAGUGAAAUUUACCUAACAUCACAUGUUUCUAGCAUUGGAUCGUUUAAAAAAUGGGUUGUUGUUCCCACAAUCAAACAGGCGUGCUAUAUUGGAUCUGUUUUCAUCGAAUCAUGGCAAAAGCAUCAAGAACUUGCAGCUGUUGAAGCAACCUCCAUUUCCAUGGCAGCUUGA
Lathyrus oleraceus (garden pea) is the source of this 567-nucleotide messenger RNA. RefSeq lists its product as uncharacterized. Lineage: Eukaryota; Viridiplantae; Streptophyta; Magnoliopsida; Fabales; Fabaceae. The transcript has 6 exons. The record is from RefSeq and is a predicted model, not a curated record. The coding region runs from base 1 to 567 and encodes 188 amino acids.